Molecule: messenger RNA, 9555 nt
Organism: Porites lobata
Lineage: Eukaryota; Metazoa; Cnidaria; Anthozoa; Scleractinia; Poritidae
Source: the annotation of a GenBank genome assembly
UUAAUUCCAGAUAACUAUCGCGUCCUUGGGCGCGUUGUUCAUAUGAACUACGUGAAAGAGCAGUUAGAGACUGAACACAGUUUGACGUUUGCUGUCACCCAAGAGGAAGUCAACCGAUUCAAUCUGGAUGUUUUUGCGGACGUGGUGUACGUUGAGGUACGUUUUUAACCCUUCAAGCACAAAGCGCGACCAACAUUCUGUGUAUCUUUAUGGUAUUUCUGCCCAGUCAAACAUAUGGAUUGUAAGAAGAAAAGAAAUGAUCAACAAAAGUAAAGGUAUUGAUUAAAAAACGAAUUCUCCUCGUCAGUACCGUAGGAAAUGUGUGGGAAACAGUAAGGAGAAUAUGUUGAACAUUACAAUUGUUAAGCAAUUUCUCCUCAUCGGUACCACAGAUUUAAAGGGUUAAACCAAGGAUUCGUUUGGCAUUCAAUCUACCGAAUAUUGAUGCAUGAUUAUACAGCAAUUUGCCGUCAGUUGUCUAUAGAGCCCAUGUAAAUGGCUAAGCGUAGUUUGGGAUAUUUAUAAUUCCGGCCUAUUGACUGUAUUGGUUUCCCUCUAAAUAACAGCUAUUCUCGUAGGUUUCAUGGUUCUUACCAGUAAGCCAGCCGAUGCUUUUGAAUUCAAAUACAAGCUAUUGACUAGCAGUUAGAUUUACUUCAUUUUGUGAUGCUCUUGUUUUUUCAGGGUAGAAUCGCUUUUCCUGAUAUCGAAAGGUUAAAAAUAUACUCGCGUAACUUAGUUGGUUCUACAGGAAGUGGCUUAGAUCUGUCUGCUCCGAAAUUGAACCAAGUCUUUGCAAACCGAGUUACGACUGCAAGUAAUGGAGAGAAUGGGAGAAACGGCGUAAAUGGUCCAAUAGGUAAGUAGAGCUAUCCGCCGACCAUACAAAUGAAGGAUGCGGUUCUUCUAAUUUGUAAGGCGACUGGCAAAAUUUCUCAGCAUUUUCAGACUUUCACCAUUAACUUUUUUGUAAAUGGUAAACAAUAUACACGCGCUCAAUUUCCUCAGUUUGUGUGAGUCAUCUUGUCCUUAUAUUGAUACUCUUUGACAUUAAUUUCUUUUUUUUGAUCAGUUGAGAUAUACGCUGGCAACGUUCAAGGAAGUUUCAGCGUCACCGCUAAUGGAGGAGCUGGAGUGAAAGGACAAGAUGGUGGACCUGGACAGGAUGCAGCAGACAGCAGAGUUACAGUAAGUUUCUAAAUGGAUAAUGACACCACCAAAAUAUGCAACAAAUGAGUUCCAGUUACAUUACGAUGUGAUAGCGAACCUGCACCAACAUUUAAUUAAAAGGUAGCAUUAUCAGUGAGCGUGAUUCAGGAAAGACUCUCCAACGGAUUUGACAUUUUGAGAUCUAUCAGCUAUAUUCCUAAUUAUAAAAGGAAGCUUCUUCAUUACAAAGAAUCGUAGUUGUGCAUGUUUGCAAUACGAAAGCUUCCCAAUCAAAUGUUCCCUGGUCUAUCAAUGCCCUGAUAAGUAGUCGCUUCGCUUUCAAAAACUUCCACAAACUCACAUUGAUGCAUGCGUCAGUGUUCUAAGUCUCUUUCCUUUCAAUUAGGAGCCUAACAGGGGGGGUUCGGAAUGCUCUUCCCAAAGUGCAUAUGAUUGUUCUUCAGUUGGCGGAAGACCCGGCAAAACAGGAGCAUCCGGAGGGAGAGGGGGAAAUGCAGGGAUUUCAGGUGAAGAAUUUCCCAUUAUAUUCAAGUUUCAUUUUCAUUGCCUACUACUGCAAUCGAUGACGAGUGGAUCUGUUUUGCACAGAAAUGAGCACGAUUUUGAUUUGAUAAAUUCUAAGAAGUUAUUUCUAAUUUCCCACUUUCCCAUCUUAUUUUUCCUCGUGGGAAUACUAGGAUCCACUGGUGGUGAGGUAAUACCUCGCAAUAUUCUUUUGUUUUUUUUCUUUAACAUGCUUUUGUGAAUCAAAUUAUGUUGUUAAUGCUGCGUAACUAGGAGGAGGGCCCUGUGUUUUCUCAAUGUUCCGUUUAAGUCUAGGCAAUUUCAACUUGGCUGGUAAAAUAUUGUAAAAUUAAACAAGAACAAGAUUUUUUUAUCCUCGUUAAUUUUAUGCUGUUCAAAGGAGUCUAAAAACUCAAGCAUUUCUUCAUUUUUUCUGGUUCUUAGCUUAACAUUAAUUGCUAUAUACCAACCUGAUGGAAGUCUGUAUUGGUAAAUUAGAAUCAAGAGUAGAUUUUAGAUUUCUUUGUAGUUUCCACGAUGUAGUUGGUAAAUAUUUCACCUCUAUUGAGUUGUGCCUUUUCUCUUCUUGCAUGAGUUCUUCAUUCAUUUUAAGGGAAUGGUGGAAAUGCUGGUCAGAUAUUGUUUCAUGCGAAAAGCUUUAAUGGAAGAGUAGACGUGAGGUCUUGCAGGGGGGCUGGAGCACCACCGGCAAAUAAUGGACGUGGCGGAAACGGUAAGAGAAGCUGCAAGUUUGUAAUUCGAUGGUUUGCCUGUCGACUGUUGAUGCCAGUUUUACUGUAAAUCUGCAACAAAAUUGAAGGGACAAUCACAUCUAUUGAGGAUGAACAUUUUCUGUUCGACAUGUCAAGUUGGCGUUUCAUUCUUAUACAACUCCAUCUCAUUACCAGGGAAACACAAAACAAAAUUAACACGGCGAAUAAGAUAAUUAUUAUAUUCAUAGGGUAUACAUUUCUACUGUCUCAAACCGAUAUCUUGUCGCAAUAAUGCCUUUAAUUUCUAAACAGGUGGUCUGGGUAGCAAUGGUGGAUUUGGCAGGCGCUGCUAUAGCACUCGGAUGGAACCAGCUGCCCCCCUUCCUUAUAAAUGCCGAGAUAGGGGAAGCGAUGGUAGACGUGCUAAACGUGGAAAAAGGGGUAACAAGGGACAGCCAGGAACAAGUAAGGGAAAGCGCUAUGUGUAUUUAACUAAAACUUUCGGACCGUGAAUAACUUUUUCUUCUGUGGGAAGCAGUCUCCUUUUGGCAAAAGGCAUUCGUCUCAAAACAGCUGUCACUUUCAUUUUUGAGUAAAGAGCUUUCGCUUAACUUUGAUCUCAAUAACGUUUUUGACACUAACACUUCAAAUCUUGAGUAUUUCGUGAUCAAUUAUCACUGCUUUACAUCUAUCUCUUACUUUAAUUCGCCGCGUUUAUUGUGCUUUUCGUUACCUUUUUUUAUCCUUGACAUUUUGGCAAAUGUUGAUAGGUCUUGAUAGUUCUAAUUAAGAGAAUGUUGUUUUCUUUUAAGCCGGGUUAAAACAAAAGGAACAAGAAAAAUCAAUUAUUUAUAAACCAGCAAACUUUCAUCCACUGGUCAAUAAAGAAUGACUUUUUAAAUAUGUUUUCGUGAUUUCUAGCUCCAACUAAGCCUGGCAGAGAUGGCACGGUAGAUACGUCAUCGAUACAACCAGGAGAACUAGACCAGGCUGGCAAACACAGUUACCCAAUGGUACUUCUCAGAGUCAUUAAGAGACAAGCUGAAGAUUUGCUUUGGAAAGGAGAGGUUACCCAAGGCCGUGCGGCUCUCGAAUUUCUAAAAUGGGUGACAGGUGAAAACACUGAUCCUGAUGCGGCUGCUAUAAACAAAGGUACGAGUUACUGAACGUUUAUCUUUAAGGACUCACUUUUUAUUACAGAGGGUUCACUCGGUUCGAAAGAUAGAGGCCCUGUCAUAUAGUUCAUUGGGUCUAGCACAUUAUUGUCCGUGUUAUGGACGUUGGUUAUUGUUUUUCUGACCCUCCUCUCCCCUCCCCCCUGGGAAAAGACAGUUAUGCUUGACAUUCAAAGUGGUCCCACAAGGAGGCUACGCCUGUAAUAUACGUUCGGAAUCAAAACGUAAUAGUUCGUUGCGUAAAGGACUGGUGAUUGAUUAUUAUGCCAUUUUUCUUGAUUUUGUAGCUGUUACACGAAAGCUUGGUUUUCUAGAAGUAGAAGGGUACGACAUUUUUGGAAAGAAUGAGUUGUUUGCUCCUCGAAUUAAGUGGGAAGCGCUCAAGACGAUAGUGGAAGGCAUCAAGAACACAGCCUCUGAGUACGAACGAGCUUAUAAUGACAUCAAGGAGUCUAUUGAAAGCAAAUCAAACUUUCAGAAGGUGGAUGAUGAUGAUUAUAUUUAAAAUGAUCAUGAAAUUUAAUCACCAUUUGAAAGAGUCUAAGAGUCAUGAAAAUAGAGAUGGUAAUCUAUGAAAUAAAUAAAUGUGUGGGCAACCCUUAUUUCCGUAGUUAUCUUAAUUACUUUGGAGAGUAGCAAACGUCGAUCGUGACUAUAUCUUAAGUAAAAGGACAUGUUUGUAUACUUUUGGUCAAAAGUUAAAUAAUAUUUGGUCGACCCUAACCAUAGUCCGACCGUCUCUUCUCCAUUUUUUUCCCUUUCAUUCAAAUGGUACUUUUUGUAAAACAGAUUUCUGUCAAGAUGUCGACAUUAGCCCAAUCACAAGUUAAGGCAGAAAAAGAUCGCUUAAUCGAAGCCAAAAAUAUCGCCGAGAGUGAGAAGAGGCUCUAUGUUAAGGUUUGUAUUGAAGCGUCCAAAUUUAUCAGGUGAACACAAUCUUAGCUAAACUCACUAUUUUUGUCUUGCGGUGUUACUAGUGCGGUCCCGUAGUAUAAUUGGUUUUAUUUUUCAAGUUAAUAGAGGACUUCUCCUGGUAUGGCCCAUAUUCUGCUUCUGUUGUCGAUACUAAAAAUCACUUCCAACACACCAAGGGCUUACACGGUCUAACGAUGGUGUAGUCGAGAGGCAUACGAACGUCUGCGUAUGACGUAUGACGUAUGACGUAAGGCUAAUGAUAGUGGUUGCACGACUACAACCAUCCGCACUGACGUAGAGUUUUUCGUGAGCUCGCGUUUGAUUAAAAAGAUUUAUAGCUGUCAACUUAUUUAUCUUGUUUUGGUAAAUUAGUCAUGUCAGCUUUUUGACAAUCGAGGGAACAGAAUCUUAUCAAGUGACGUUAUGCAAGUAAUCGAUAAGUUGGUUAUCAUCCAAUGCAACCAAGUUAAUGUUUCUUCCAGGCCAUCAAAGAGCUGGAGAACGAAAUGACAGGUAUAACCGAACAGAUACGAUUGAUUCUACCUGAAGCACUAAGAGCUGCUAAGUUUAACGAAGAUGAUUUUCUGGCAGUUCUUCAAGGCAUUGUGGGUUUUGCAGGAGCAAUCAAAGAUAAAAAUCCUUUGGAUUUCAUCGGAAGUGCUGUUGGACUUGCACAAGAUUUAUCAGGCAAAAGAUGCCCCUUGGGGACCCUUGAAGACAAUCUUGACAAACUCGAGAAAUGGCUGACAUUUGGGAAAGCUUAUGAAGCCUUACAAGACUCAAGCGAUUUGGACUUUGACCGUGUUGACAUUUCUGCUGUUCCAGAAGUGAUGCAGGUAGUAGAAAAUUGAAUCUAGUAGUAUAGUACGCACUGAAUCAUCCCUUUUUGUUGCGGAGGAAUACACUAACGCCUGUGACUUUAUAGCCUUUCGUCAUGCGUUGGAAUCUCAUUAUUUUAGGAGGCUUAACCGGUUGGACAGGUUGCUUAGCUAUUAUUAGGUCGAUAGAUAUCUACGUUUUUGAUUGGUUGACUAAAACUAACAAAAGGAUUCACUGAUUUGUUGAUUCAUGUUUUCGAAAGGAAUAAGCACUAAUUCGCCGGUGACUUCAAAUAAACAACCUGUUCAACUGGUUAAUAGCACAUGAGCUUAUCUUAAAGAGAUUCCACCGCAUUUUAUUCAUAUGAUUAAUACAAAAGGCUAUGACGUCAUCAUCGUCAAUGUAUUCUUCCGUAUAGGAUUAUCCAGUGCGCCCUGUACUACAGAAGUUUGAUUUAACAUGAUAAACUAAGACUUCCUUUUUUUGUAAUGGUGGUAUUCAGUUUAAUUGAUAAAUUUAACCAGUUGUGCUCACAUGUUCUCUCUUUUCCAUAUUAGGCGGAUCUGGAAAAGAACAGUCAAGGUUUUGCUGCUGACAUGGUCUGCCUCCUGGAAGAGGCAUCGAGACCACGUGACGUGGUAAUUUUUGAACAAAUGAUGGAGUCAUUUUUCACCGUAGGAGCGUCUCGCAUUGAUCUUAUAGGAAAGGUCAUGGAUUUAGAUAAUGAAAUUGGUGGUUACAAUUUUGAUAUUCCUCUCCUCGAGGACACAGAAGAGGCCAUUACACAAUUAGGACGAGCGGAAGGUAAACGCCGACAUGUUUUGACGAUUUUUCAAGCGCCACCGUGGAAACCAAAAGAGAACUGGAACCGAAAUGCGUCCCGCAAUUGUUUCUCACAAAAAAUGAGGUUCAUGAAUGAUGCAUUGUACUCUUUGCGAGCAUGUGUCUGUUUUCAGUUAUGAUAAAAGAGUUUCUUUAAACGAACUAGUACUCGUCUUAAUUAUGAACAGCUCUAAAAUUUCAGGGUACGUCAUUGUUCGCAAGCUUGAGAGUUAGGUGUGUCCUUGGCGGACGCGUAAAACAGGCAUUUUAGUUUUGUUUUCUCCCUACCACCACUAGAUGUGUUUGGUUGUGUGCUAGCCUUCUUAGCACCAUGGCUGACGUUACACAACUUGAUUUAUUUACAAUUUCCUUUUUCCAAGGUGGUGAAAUUAGUAAAGACCUCCAAGUCGAGUUCUUAGACAAUCUUCUCAGCACAUAUCAAGAACUUGAGACGUCUUUUAUGAGAGAGGUUUAUGAGCUGCACAAAGCGUUCAGGUUCCGCACGCUCUGGGAAGGCACAAACCCUCUGUCUUUAUACCAACGUGUAGCUGUGGAAAGUGCUCAUGGAGUAGGCCGACUUAAUGGUAUCUUAGAAAUUACAAAUGUCCUUCGAAAUAUCGAACAGACCGAAACGAAAGCUGUCAAGUGCUUUACUAACAACGUUUAUACUACUGAUAUUCAGAAAUGGAGUUUUGACAAAACUCGCAACAAAGGGGUAAAUAUUAGUUCAUCUUACAAUUUUUAUAUUUAGCGGUUUGUUGUUGGUAUUUAAAAUGCUAUUUGCUCUUACGAAAGGAUGAAUAUCUAGUAAGCGUGUGUGUAAGAUUUAUGCAUCGCGGUUAUAGCUAUUACUGGGGAUCUUUACACUGAUAACUAUUAUAUAUCGCCUUUAUGAAUUAUAUCGAAUUAAAUACUUUAUUAUCUUCUCUACUAAUGGAGCUUUUCAGGGAUAAUGAACCGAAUAAUUCUAAUGGAACAUUACAAGGUUACGAUUCCCAACUGUUAGGAGGCGAAUCAGUUGGCUAUCAUACGAGCGUGGCGAAGGAUUUGAAUUCGGGACUAACAAGAACAAAUCCAACAAGCGGUCAGGGCGGGAUUGACCUCGGGGCCUCCCGAUUACAAUUCCAUCCCUCUAACCGCUCAUCCACUUCCUCCUUUCUACAAACCUCCACGAAAGCACUCUAUCAGGGUUCUCAAUAGAUUUUUAAGUAGGAGGUGAUCCUUCAGCAAAGCCACAGGUGUCAAAACAAAACAAAGAAAAGCGACUUAAACACAAAAACCUCCCACGAUCAAGCUAUUGAGAACCCUGCUCUAUUAUUGGUGGGAAGCGAGUGCUCUCUACGGUGCCACCCUUGCUCUCCUUUAUCGCCUGAUUUUUUUUUAUGAUUUGUUUGAAUAGAUGUUUGCCGAUCUCGAGCGAGGCUCAACUCGGUUUACCAUCAAAGUUGGUCAAAGCUGCGCUUCCUGUUACAAUGUUCGACUUCUAAAGGUACGUUCUCUGUAAAAGUCAUAAGUUCUUAAGACGAUUUAUUGACGGCGGCAGAGAGAGAGGAAUCAGAAGUGUAGGCUAACCUAGUGAAGACAAUGAAUCAGCGGUAGAUCAAGCAGAAAAAAUUCUCUUACUUGAGUGGAAAGAAAUAAAGAUCAUAAAUGAGUCGUUUAAGCCUCCUGAGUUAAUUGUCCGAUCCAUCCUACUGAAAUAUGUUUAUCAUAUUCUUAAUUUCUCAGCUGUAUGUUGAGUUGACUGGUACCGAAGAACAACCCACCAAUGUGCCCGCUACAGUUCAUUUAAGGAUCCGUCAUCUUAGUGGUUCUUACUUUCGGGCUGGAGACGACGAGAUAAAGGAAUUUCGACAACCCCUUGGGUCCUUCAGGAAAAUAAAAUUCAGAAGAACAGCUAUCAGUGAUGAAACAAGAUGCACAGGAGAAGAAAGAAAAGGAAACAGUAUGUUCAAAGAAAUUUCUGGCAUAUAUUUCUGAAAAUUUUUGGGUGGAGCUGAGCGGCAUGUCUCCUGAAGCCCCCCAAAUCUCUGGCGACUCCAUAUUAGACCUGAAAUGCCGCCAUUUUGGUUUUAAUGAUGAUUUAGGCUCUCUGUCACAUAUUAAUAGGACUGUUGAUUGUUGGUGGAAUGUUGUUAUUGGGAAAGAUUUAGUGUAGUUAUGUUUUAACAAAACUUAGAGGGAGAUCCUUACUUUCAAGAUGUCCGUGGAGCAUUAUCAUACUAGCUAAUACUCUUUGCAUAACCUAGACAAUUUCACGUCAUCUUCUUCUUUCCCUCUUUUUAUGAAGUUACCAGUGCUUUCUAUCAUUAGAGAACUCCAUAUUUUGCGUCACCAACAACGAUUACCGCUGGCAUCCGAUGUGCAGCCACCCAUUGAGUCAAGGUUCUUGUGUGGACCAGCUACUGGGGGAGGAAGAGUGUAGAAGUCCUUUCGGGACUUAUGAGCUGAUCAUACCAAAGGACAAUACUCUAUCUUGCGAUCAACCGGGCAUAAGGAACAAAAACUGCAAGGAUUUAGAUGUAAGUGGUCGUAUAUAACAUCCUCAACAAAGCAUUUUGUGUACGUCAGGUCUAUUACUACCACUACCAGUGGCGGAUCCAUACCUUCAGAUAAAGGGGGGGGGGGGGGGGGGGGGCGGCCCCCCCAAUUUUUUUUUCGGCCCUUCGGACCUCAUUUUGGUCUAAAAGUGGAUCCGCCACUUACUACUAGGUCGGCCACAGCCCAGCCUUGACAAGAUUAGGGCCUCUAACUCCCGACUAGAGUCUACAUCAGCGUCUCGCUUUAAGAUAUCGUCUAAUGUUGAUUUUGUUCUUCCUCUACGUCUAUGGCCGUGCAUUGGCUCCCAAAGGACGAGUUUGUUUGCUGGGAGGUAGGGAUUUCUUUGACAGUGACCAGAGAGUCUCAUCCUUCUUGCUGCUACUUUAUCUCCAACUCUCGGUCUAUCAGUUUGUAAGAAAUAAGACGAUUUCGAAGUUUUCAUUUAUUUAGUAGAUGGAAGAGUUUUUAAUGAAGAGUCAUUCUUAAUUAACCUCGGGGAAACCUAGUUCGCGGUGCUUUAAUGCUGGGCUGCGCUUAGCACCCAGCUACUAUUAUAAGGCCAAAGAAAAGUUCAAGCUGAAUUGUGGAAAGGGAUAAGCCGUAAGGCCGACAUCAUUGAUUUACCCGAAGCUCAUUAUGUAAAUUUUGGUCGUCUGAUAAAUCUGUAAGAUCAUACAGUUGUUAGGACAAGAAAGUAGCGCAAUCGGAGACGGUUUAGCAUGGUUCACCGAAUUCCUUUUUAAUACCAUGGUUCUUAUUUUCAGCUAACGAGGUUCACCAAAAUGCAUGUGUGGGCGCAAUUCUUGUACUGGUCAGAGGAUUACCCCAAUGGACCAAAUGAUCGUAUAUGUAGGACACCCUGGAAAACGGAACUGGAAAACGAACCUGAGAAAUAA